Molecule: messenger RNA, 3466 nt
Organism: Linum trigynum
Lineage: Eukaryota; Viridiplantae; Streptophyta; Magnoliopsida; Malpighiales; Linaceae
Source: the annotation of a GenBank genome assembly
AUUAAAUUAAUUUAUUUUUCUGCUCUUUUAGCUUUAAUUCUUCUGGUACUAUCGACAAGAACCCCACCCUCUCUAUUUCCAUUCUUCUUCGCGUAGACCCGCCACCGUCCCUUCUUCUUUGUCCUCGCAAUUCCGGCGCCAAGCUUCCCUAGGGAUGGCAAAUUACCCAUCCAUGGGUAAUUAUACCCAAAUCCAAGUAGAUCCACAUGGGUGAAGUGCAUAUGGAUUUGGGGGUUUAUAGAUGGGUUUGGGUAAGGUAUGAAUAUUGCUUCCAUAAUCUAAAUGGAUAUAGGUUGGAUAUGGAUAUCCAUUUACUUGAGGGUGUUUUAACUACACAUGCAAAAUUUGGACCUAUUUGUAAAUCUUGAAAAGGUUAGGUACCAAAAUGUAAGACCAAAAAAAUUUAGGUACUAAAACGUAAUUUUCCAUCAAUAUUUUGAGGACUUAUAUGCAAAAAAAUUAGGUACUAAAUAUGCAUAUCUAUUAAGUUUGGGUACCAAACUGUAAUUUGUAUUUGGGCAUGAGUACAAACCCAAAUCCAUUUGAUAUAAACCCAACUCAACCCAAAAUAAAUGGGUAUGGGUACAAACCCAUCAAACUCUACCCAUAUCCAUCUAUUUGGAUUUCAUACCCAACUCAAUUGGGUUGGAUAGUAAGAAACCCAUGGGUAUGUGCAAAGUUGCCAUCCCCAACAACCAACUACUACUCCCGCGGCCAGCCACUCCUCCGAAGGACAAAGCUUCCGAGGUUGUCGAUGACCACAUCGGAACAAAACCCGAGUGCGGUUGUGAGCGAAGAAGUAGGAAAGCAGAGACCAGAUUUCAGAUAAAUUCCCCAGCUUCUUCUUAUUGCUUCCGAUGCGACUCAGUAAAGGAAAGGACCCCACUUUAGCAGAGCAAAUUAGCCCACAUCUGCAAGCUUGCUAUGGGAUCUGCUACUGGAAGAUGAAGGAACGGUGGUGGGGGACUGGGAGGCAUAGGGAGAAGGAAGAAAUUGGAGGGGUGGGGGUUCUUUUCGAUAGUACAGGAGGAUUAAAAGAACAGAGAAACUUAUAAUAGAUGGGUAAUAUAGCUAAUCUCACUAACAGACAUUUGAUGGAAAUAAUAACGGAAGGGUACAUUUGUUACCCUUUGAUAGUUUAAGGGUAUAAAAGUGUAAAAUAAUAGUAGAAGGGCACGUUUGUUAACUUGCAAUAUUAGAGGGGCAUAAAAUGAUAUUAACCCUCCUGUACUAAACGGUAUGUUUUCUUUUCCAAUUCUUUGUUUCUUCCGUUAAGAAAAGACAUGCAAAUUUCUUUGGUUCGGUUUCGGGAGUGCUGUGUAAAGAGUGAGGCGGGAGAGUGAUUCUGAAGAUUAGGAGUUAAGCAAUGGCAGAAGAAGAGGCGGUCGAAAUCGAAAUUCGCACGCUAAUGGGUGAAUCCACCAUUGUUAGCAUAUCGAGAAAUAAGACCGUCGAAGACUUGAAGUACUUCCUGGUUCUCGACUUCUCUCCGGCUUCUUCUUCCCCAAAUUUCAAUCUCUUCUUCAAGGGAGUUAGAUUAAGCUUGAGUAGUCCAUUAUCUACACUUGAGAUUCAGGCUGGUGAAUUUGUUGUACUAAUUCCAUUUGCAAAGAAGGAGAGGAAACCGGCUUCAAAACCUGGUUCCCUUGGGGAUAUGAUGCCCAAACAAAGCUCCAUCUCACGGUUUGCAGAUGCUGCAUAUUCAGAUAUGAUGCAAGAUUUGUCAUCGAUGAUUGAUGAACCAAGCAAUGGCCGCGGCAAUCAUGGUUGUGAGGCUAGUGAUGGUAGUUUCCCCAUACACAAACGGAAAAGGAAUCUGGACGUGUAUGGCGGGAACCUUGUAGAGGAUGGGGUAGUGUAUGAUUUUCUAUCGACCGUGUUGAGGUCUCCAGACAAGAAAAUCACUGAGGGGGUGAACUGUGAGAAGUUUGUGAAGGUUUUGGAAUCAAUCAGUUGUUUGACCGUUCCACAUUCCGGGAUGUGCAUGUUGUUGGCUGCUUCAGCUAAUGGUGACAGAGAGUACAGAGACAAGCCAGUUCAGUGUUUAUGUCCAGCAUGGCUUAGAAGAAUUAUGGAGGCGUUUGCUCUCAUUAAUAUCCUUUCUUCCUUUCUUCAUCUGCAAAAAGAAGAAAUUACUUCUGGUUGUUUGAAGGAGGCAUUGAUGCAGCUCAGAAAGUAUGGGUGCGGGGUUUGUUUUGAGGAUGUAAAGCGUCUUUCUGUCCUUUGUCCUAAGAUACUAAUCUUCACAGAUAGCACCAAGCUGGAAAAUUCUCCUGGGGCCAUUGUUGUCAUUGAUGAUGAAAGCGAACAGAGGAAUGGGAUUGGAUUUGGAAAGUACCUUAUAAGCAAUAUGUGUUGGUGACUUCUGCAGUUUUUCAUGUCUCUUAAUGUUUUAGUCUUCCAGAAGAUCAAUUUAUUUUGCUUGUUUGCAGGUCGAAAAGGCAUAUCUUUGUCAAGGAUGUUUAGUGCAGUUAGAAAACGGGACAUUUUGUUCAAAACGUAUGUUUGUGAAGCAGUUAGAAAAUUGAUGGUAAGUGUAUUCUGAGAUAAUCUUGUUCGUAUGCUUUUUAUCACUAUCAAGUCGAUUUCUGGAAACAUCAUGUCUGGCUCUUGUUUCAUUCUAUUCAGCAGCAGUUACUGUUUUCUUCAUGCACUUAAAUUUUCUUGUGGAUCUACUUUUUCUUUAACUACAGAUUCACCUUAUAUUGAUAGUAAUUGGCAGAAUUGCUAAAAAGUUUCAUCUGUAUUCAAAUGAGAAAAGUCAUCAACAGUCGUUGCUUCUUCUGAAUCCUUAACCAAUGCAUAAGUGUAAUAUAUGUAUCCCAGUCUAUAUUAGGAUGUGGUUCGCUAAUUGUCCGUUUGAUUAUGUAUGGAUGUAUCUCAUUUGGCAGGAGGUGAACUAUGACUUUAAGUAAUUUUAGAACAGUGUUCUAUAUGCCUCGUCAAAGCACACUGCUAAUGACUUCUUGACAUAGCUUCUGAUGUAGAGAUUUUUGUACAAUGCACAUUUUGCUUUCAAUGCAUACUUGCUCUUUUACUUGUGGAAUUUGGCUAUUCUGACCUAUUGUUAUGAUUUUGGAUCACGCCAGCAUUUGUCACGAAGGCGAUCCAUUUUAUAAGAAUCAGUACAUUGGCUUCAUGAUUGUGAAGAAAUUAAAAGAUCAACCAUUUUAUGUUAUAAGAUGUAAUUUCAACUUCUUUUCCUUUUGUGUGACACAAUAAAUUGACUUUGGCGUUAAAAGCUUGUACUCACGUCUCCUUUUGGUGGAUCAUCCAGGGCAAAAGUGGUAAUGCACUCCAGGUUUUGUUUUCCUUGGAUGAUUUACUAACAUUUGUGAAGAAAGCCGGGAUUACAUGGAGUGGCAAUCUUCCGGAAUCUUCAAAGAAAUGCUUUACGUCAUCUUCAAGUUCUCGCUCAAGUCAAGCACGAUGCUCUGUAUGCCUUCAUUAAACUGAACUCUGUUUU